This is a messenger RNA of Pelagomonas calceolata, 1349 nucleotides long. Lineage: Eukaryota; Pelagophyceae; Pelagomonadales; Pelagomonadaceae. The record is from the annotation of a GenBank genome assembly.
GGCUUUUGCACUUUAGACUUGGCUGGCAGCACACGCGUGUGUAGACGCUUUCGAGGGCGUUAGCAUUCGUGCGUUAAAGUUGGCAAGAGGCUGCGGCGGCUCGCUGUCGCGCUAAACCACGAGCCAGCUUUGCAGCCUACCUAGCUCUCACUGGCAUUGCUCACGGUCGCGCACGCGGUCGCGCGGCGCAGCACCCGCGCGAGGGACGCGAACAACUAAAACAGCGCGAAUAUAUACACAGCGCGACGACGCCGCAUCUAUAGACAGCGCAAAAACAUAGACGCGUAACCAUGGCGCGCCGCUGGCUCCUGCUCUACGUCACCCUCCAAACGUGCCAUGGGCUGGCCGGCUUCGGCGCGAUGAAAAAAGCCUCAAAACCAAAAAAGAAGAAGAAGCGACCGCGGCCGAUGUCCGAAUGGAGGAAGCCGGGUAACGUCUUGCCGCGGACCGCCAGACCAGUACCUGAGUCGAUCAUGAGGCCCGAUUAUGCCAACAGCGGCACGCCGCGAGCGGUCGAUCUAAGACCGUCCUGGAUGAUCGAGGUCAAGUCGAAGAAGGAUAUCGAGAUGAUGCGGGCAGCGGGACGAUGCGCGCGGGAGGUCCUCGAUGCGACUGGAAGAGCCGUCAAACCUGGCGUCACGACUGAUGAAUUGGAUGCCGUAGCACAUGCAGCAACGAUAGAACGAGGCGCAUAUCCCUCGCCGCUCAACUACCACGGCUUCCCGAAGUCCAUAUGUACUUCUGUGAACGAAGUUAUAUGUCACGGCAUACCGGACGACAUACCUCUACGAGAGGGCGACGUCGUCAACGUCGACAUCACGGUCUACCUGAAUGGCUACCACGGCGACUGCAGCGAGAUGUUUUAUGUGGGGGAGGUUGAUGAUCGUAGUAAAAAGUUGGUGGAGGCGACCUACGACUGCUGGCAGGCGGCGAUCGAAGCGUGCAAACCGGGCGUGAACUACAAGCAACUAGGAGGGAUUAUUGAGGAAUCGAUAGCAGGUACGGGGUACAAAUCCGUGCAGCAGUUCUGCGGGCACGGCAUUGGCAAGCUGUUUCAUACGAAUCCCAAUGUACUACACUACAAAAAUAGCGAGCCGAACGGCGUCAUGGCCGUCGGCCACACCUUCACGAUCGAGCCGAUGAUCUGCGAAGGUACUAUUCAAAGCAAUUUGUGGGCUGACGACUGGACCGCGGUCACGAAGGAUGGCGGUCGGAGCGCGCAGUUCGAGCACACGCUCCUGAUUACGGAGGACGGCGUCGAGGCGCUCACGGGGAAGAUUGAGUCUUCGCCUCUGCAACCGUGGGAGGAAAGUAGGGGGGGCUGGAAGGUUAAGUGGCCGUCUAGUUGA